AUGGCACCACUGCUGGGCCGGAAACCCUACCCGCUGAUUAAGCCGCUAGCGGAGCUGCCAGGCCCAGAGGAGGAGGUCUACAUCAUCGAACACACCAAGGAGGCCUUCAGGAACAAAGAGUAUCCUUUCACAUUAUGGCAAAGCCGACUCGGUUCGCCAGCUAGCUAGCUGACUAUCAAAGUACAACCAUUGUACACACUAAUUGGGACAUUGCAUUUUGUCAGUAUUUAAAAUGUUAUUCACCUCCUGAAGUUUAAUAACUAAAUACUGUAGCUAUGUUGAAUUUGUUGUGCUUCUUUGGGAUUGUUUUCCCUGUGUCGUAAUAUGAGCACACAUUGUUAUUUCGUAGCCAAAGUUGUGUUCUCUUUUUAAAACUAGCUAACUAGACAAACGGUGGCUAACUACUAAUAAUAUUAUUUGAGAAUUGCACAAUCCAGUUAUCUAGUUGAUUAUGCAUAACUGGUUUGGGUGAUUCUCACGGUCUCUUUGAGUUUGUCAUGUCGCCUCUGUGGCGCGUUUGUUAGCAUAGCUAGCUAACUUUACAGAGUAGACUGAAGAGCAAGCAGCUAACUACAGACAGAAAACGUCACAGAUUACAUCACGUCAGUUCUGACACUAGCUCAUGAUCAAAUCGGUCGGAUUUGACUUGCAGAAAAAACUGGCAAGUUUGACUUGUUGGAAAUACAACUGUUGUUAUAUGACUUGUAAGAAAAAAGCAAACGUGUUCGUGAAUCACUUUCCAAUCAAGUGCUGCCUGGCAUGCCCUAUUGAUAUUAAACAUGCAUCGUUCAGGUUGUUCAACUGUGUAAUAACAAUGCAGUUCAAUACAAUAGUUACAGAAGUAUUUUGGUGCCCCACGUGAGUUUGACAUAAUGUAUUGCUCCUUGAGGCUGCAUAACUCACUAGGCCAUCAUCACCAUUUUUUGUCUCUAGUCUAAAGGUACAGUACAAUAACCUUAUCUGAUAAACAGCAAAUUAUGUGCCACCUGUAAGCAAACCCUAAUACUACUAUCCCAGUGCACAGCAUCAUCAACCCAAAACGUUUGUGCUCUGCAUUUUCUCAGUCAGUGUAAUAUAAUGAGUAAAGUUUGUACUGCUAAACAUCUAGCCUAUAGCCAUUGGGGUUAUAGAUGCCAAAGUGAUAAUGAUAUCAGGACACGACUUAACACAUUGCUUAGUCCCUACAGAUUUAGUCUCAGUUGGAGCACAGUGUUUAUGGUGAUUACCCUGCACUUUGGCUCAGUUAUGAAAGGAUCCCGAAUGUAUGUGUGGUGUGGGACGUCCCUCACACCCUUUUAAAUUAUUGAGAUCAAUUGCUGCUAACAUGAUUAAUUAAUUAUGAAUGGGGGGGACUCUGGGUUUGCCGUAGAGCUAACUGAGUCAAGUGACUAAGUGGCUGUUCCUAUCCUGUAUCCUAGUACUCACACUAUGAGACUGUAUGAUAAUUUGAGGAGAAUAUAUGUUGUUGUUAUCCUGAUGAAAUGGCUACAGAGAGUAUGAGGCGCGCUUGCAGAGAUAUGCCGAACGCAUCUGGACAUGCAAGAGUACCGGCAGCAACCAGCUCACACACAAGGAGGCCUGGGAGGAGGAGCAAGAAGUCACUGAACUGUGAGUAACAAGCAAGUCUAGCUUGAGCGACAUUACGACCGCUAACAGAAAUGCCCUGUUUCAAAAUAAAUAUAAAUCGUCAUUACAUACAGAGGCAAAAAAUAUCAGUGCAGCUCCAUCUGUAGCACCCACAGCUCACUGUCUCCCGUUGAAGGUCACAUGAUUCACAGCUGUGUUGUUAUUGGACGUUCCCUGUGCGCCUCCUUUCUUUUUGCAGGACGUAUAGAUUGAGUCAUCCUGGAAUCCAGUGACAGGGAGAAAGCCUUCAUUUUAUUUAAUGAAAAGAGGAGAGUGCAAAAUAAGUGUCUGGUCCAGAAACAACCCCUAGCACUUCACCCCCCCCCCCCCCCCUAAACCCUAGGCAUUUGUGUCCAUCUGAAGGGAUUUGAUUAGGGAAUGUUUAUAGACAAGGUCUAGGUUCUCUCGUUUGAUACGUUUCAGUACAGUGUGUCCAGAUUGGCUGCUGUGGCAUUAAGUGCUGCGCUGUGGGAGGGUGUGAAACUUUGUGAGUUCUGUGUGUACACGAAUGACCUCAGGUUAGUGCCACAGCCAGGCUGUGCUCCACCAGCACCCUCUGCGCAGGCCAGGCAGGAUCAGCAGCCGUAUUUAAAGAUGUCUAUUUAUACCAAGCAGGGUAGUCAGGGUUUGAAUUGUCUCCCCCUGUUGGAGAAGUGGUUGUGAACACUGUACAGUCUGUUUCAUUGAGGCGUUACCAUUUGUAUGUAUUCCUCGGCUCAGACUGCUGCGUGCAUGUUUAUGAAUGAAAUGAAAGCAUUUGCAGUCCUCUGUAGCACAAUUGGUAGAGCAUGGCACUUGUAACGCCAGGGUAGUGGGUUUGAUCCCUGGGACCACUCAUACGUAAAAAUGUAUGCACGCAUGACUAAGUUGCUUUGGAUAAAAGCGUCUGCUAAAUGGCAUGUAUCAUACUAGAUUAGUGUGAAUAGUGCAAAUAGCAAUAGCCACACAAAGCCGCAAUCUGUCAAAAUUAGUUGAGUGAAAGUUCACCAAUAAACCCAAAUCAGUUUACAUUUUAGUCAUUUAGCAGACGCUCUUAUCCAGAGCGACUUAGUUAGUGAGUGUAUAUAUAUAUAUAUAUAUAUAUAUAUAUAUAUAUAUAUAAUAAAUAAAAAAAAUCCCAUACUGGCCCCCCGUGGGAAUCGAACCCACAACCCUGGUGUUGCAAACGCCAUGCUCUACCAACUGAGCUAAACGGGACCCAGUUAGCACUCAUUUUAAAUUGAGUGUUGUUAGAUAAAUGAGAUGUUUGACAUGAGUGUUUUAUGUCCAGGCUUCAGGAGGAGUACCCACUAUGGUUCGAGAAGCCCGUCCUGGAGAUGGUUCAUCACAACACGGUCUCCCUGGACAAGCUGGUGGACCAGGCCUGGGUGGAGAUCCUCACCAAAUACGCCGUAGACGAAGAGUGUGACUUUCUGGUGAGGUUCUUUUUAUUUUGGUCUAAUGCUGUGGAUGUUUGUUUUCAUGUGGUGAGAUGGUAGUCAAUGAAGGUGGAAGAAAUACUGUUAAUGGAAAAUAUGUUGAUAGAAAAUGAAAUGCACCCAAUUUUACACAUUUUUGCACGUAUUUGAUCUGAAAUACCUUUUUACCCCCCUCCCCCAAUUCAUUUUGGUGUUUUUAGGUGGGGAAGGAAAAGAGUUUGCGGGUUAAGGUCGUGAAGAUACAGCCCCUUGAGGGGAAUGCUGAGGGGGAAACGUCGGAGAAGAAGCUAGAGGGAGCCUGCGACUCUCCUUCCAGCGACAAGGAGAAUGCCAGCCAGGAGAACCAGAAGAAGGAACAACAGCUGUCCAGAGAGGAGGAGAGCCCCAGGGAAAGCAGGAGAGAGAGCCUCAGUGAGUAUAGCACCUUUGGGUCAUGUUGUGCUAACAAAUAAAAUUAUUAGAUUUUGGGUAACCUACACCAAAAUCCACAACACAGUAGGGGUGUAAAAGUUUAAAACGAAAUUGGGAUCCUUCACAUUAAGAAAAAUCCCUGACCGUUUUUAUUUUUUUCCCUACAGAAUGUAAAUUACAGUGCAGUUAUAACAAAACAUUAUUUUCUCGGUUAUAGCCUUAACUAGACGAUAGGCUAUAAAGGACUGGGGAAAGUUUUGUAAAUUUAAAGGUAGACUCAGCGAUAUGAAGUAGAUGCAGAAAGUAAACAGCAUAGUGGGUAAAUUUAUGCAACAACUAAGAGCGUUGAAGCGCAAGGCUCAACUUCGCCACUGUUUUGGUGCCCAGGCUACCACGCUGUGAACAGUGUGAAGCGAACCCGUGCAGAUGCGCAGUGACUGUAUGAGAGCGACGUGUUGCAUCGUGCUCAUCUCUAUCCUAACCUAUUCUUUGAUAGGCCCUUUACAGAAGUGAAGAAAUGGUGAACUACAGCAUUCCAUUGCGAGAUACAGCUUUUGAUUGCCGGUAGAUAGGCCUAGUGCAUGGUUCUGACUCUGUCUGCCUGGUGGCCGACCUGCCUAUAUUAUGCCCCUCCCCUCUCUCUCCGUCCCUCGCUAGCUCGCUAUGAAAGAUGCAAGUGUUUGUGUUCUCGGAAGUACGGCAACUAAUCAGUCUCCUCCGUUCCAAAAGUACUGAAUCUUAGGAGUUGAUUCCUAGCGGAAUCUAAUCUUGACACUCUGAAAUGGGAGUCGACGUGCAAGGAGUCGAGGAAUCAAUUAUUUUGGAAUCGACUAGCCGCCACUACGUCAUCGUUAUGUUGGGGAAAAUAGCAGAGAGGCAAGCGCCAGCAGAGAAGUCCUGUAUGGCAAUACUUUGAGAAGUAAAAUGAGAAGGAAAUGUAAACUUUGAGAGGUGGCAUUGAGGUACAGGUGCAAUGCUUAACCAUCUGAAAGGGACGCACUGUGCGACCCAAACCCUUGCUGGCAGCAGCGCAGCUUCAUUGUGAAUUGAUUGAAUUGAUUUUCUUUUUAGUUUAAACGGAAAACCGAUAAAACAUUUUUUUUUUAAAAACGUGUCAGUUUAAACCAUGUGUCAAACUCAUUCCAUGAAGGGCUGAGUGUCUGCGGGUUUUCGCUCCCUCUUGUACUUGAUUGAUGAAUUAAGGUCACUAAUUAGUAAGGAACUCCCCUCACCUGGUUGUCUAGGUCUUAAUUGUAACCAAAAACCAGCAGACAUUAGGCCCUCCAUGGAAUGAGUUUGGCACCCCUGAUUGAAAUGCACAAAAAAAUAAGUUACAUCCCUACAACACAGCACAUGAAGCUUUAAGACGUGGGCUAGUUUAGAGACGGCUAUUUUCACAUAUUAAAGAGAUUUGAUGUCAAUUGGACAAACCUGGAUAAACUUUUCUUUAAUUAAAAUGUACAUGUAAAAAUAGCAUAGGAUCCACACUGACCUGAUCCCAAAAAUGUACAUGAGUGUUAAAAUAUACUGGGUGCUUGUUUGCCAUUAGGUGACCGAGCACGGCGCUCCCCCAGGAAAACUCCCACCGCUAUGAAGGAGGAGAAGAAGAGAUGGGUGAUGCCAAAGUUCCUGCCACACAAGUACGACGUGAAGCUGAUCAGUGAGGACAAGGUUGGUGUCCUCUCCACUGCUUUAAAAUGUCUGUUGUUCACCUCCGGCCAUCAAGUGUAUAUGUUUUAGGUAACUGGGUCGUGUUCAUUGGUUACAAAAUGGAAGAAAAUGGAUUGAAACAGGAAGGGCCACCUGAACUUGUUGAAUAGAGACACACGUUUUUGUUUUCCGUUACCAAAUAGAUUUAAAACGUUUUCCAUUGCAUGCUGUAAUGAACACAACACUGGUGUCUAUGUUAUGUAAUUUAUAUACAUUUUUAAACCCUACACCAACAGGUCAUCAGUGAUGUCCCAGUGGACAGCCUCUUCCGGACUGAGCGCCCUCCGACCAAGGAGAUCAUGCGCUACUUCAUCCGCCACUAUGCACUCCGGCUUGGGAUAGGAGAGACGGCCCCCUGGGUGGUGGAGGAUGAACUGGUGAAGAAGUUCAACCUGCCCAGCAAAUUCAGCGACUUCCUCCUGGAUCCACACAAGGUAAACCUAGAUUUAUAUGGUGUUUUACUUUUUCUUGGUCCAAAAACCUCCACAUAAUCUCCUGUUGAUAUAGGAGCUCUCGAUUAUGUGAUGAAAAAUGAACAUGUAGAUGUAAGACAAAACGGCAUCAUACAUUGCCUUUAAAAAGUAUUCAUACCCAUUGACUUAUUCCACAUUUUGUUCUUACAGCCUAAAUUCAAAAUAUAUUUUAUCUCACCCGUCUACACACAAUACCCCAUAAUGACAGGGUGAAAACAUUAUUGAAAAUUAAAUACAGAAAUCUCAUUUUAAAUUAGUAUUCACAGCCCUGAGUCAAUACUUUGUAGAAGCACCUUUGGCAGCGAUUACAGCUGUGAGUCUUUCUGGGUACACCUGAUUGUGCAACAUUUGGCCGUAUUUAUUUAUUAUUUUCAAAAUUCUUCAAGCUCUGUCGAAUUGGUUGUUGAUCAUUGCUAUACAACCAUUUUCAAGUAGAUUUAAGUCAAAACUAAGCAACUCCAGUGUAGAUUUGGUCUUGUGUUUUGGGGUAAGGUGAAUUCAACUCCCAGUGUCUGGUGGAAAGCAGACUGAACCAGGUUUUCCUCUAGUAUUUUGCCUGUGCUUAGCUCCAUUCUGUCUUUUUUAUCCUGAAAAACUCCCCAGUCUUUAACGAUUACAAUUAUACCCAUAACAUGAUGCAGCCAUUACUAUGCUCGAAAAUAUGGAGAGUGGUACUCCGUAAUGUGUUGUAUUGGAGUUGCCCUAAACAGAACACUUUGUAUUCAGGAGAAAAAGUGAAUUGCUUUGCCAUAUUUUUUGCGGUAUUACUUCAGUGCCUUGUUGCAAACAGGAUGCUUGUUUUGGAAUAUUUGUAUUUUGCACAGGCUUCCUUUUCACUCUGUCAAUUAGGUUAGUAUUGUGGAGUAACUACAAUGUUGUUGAUCCAUCCUCAGUUUUCUCCUAUCGCAGCCAUUAAACUCUGUAACUGUUUUAAAGGCCCCAUUGAUUGGCCUCAUGGUGAAAUCCCUGACUGGUUUCCUUCCUCUUCGGCAACUGAGUUAGGAAGGAAGCCUGUAUCUUUGUAGUGACUGGAUGUAUUGAUACACCAUCCAAAGUGUGAUUUAAUAACGUCACCAUGUUCAAAGGGAUAUUCAAUGUCUGCUUUAAAUAAAUAAAAAACACCUACCAAUAGGUGCCCUUCUUUGCGACGCUUUGGAAAACCUCCCUGGUCUUUGUGGUUGAAUCUGUUUGAAAUUCACUGCUCGACUGAGGAGCCGUACAGAUAAUUGUAUGUGUGGGGUACAGGGAUGAGGUAGUCAUUAAAUCAUCAACUCUAUUAUUGCACACCGGGUGAGUCCAUGCAACUUAAGUCAAGGGGUGUGAAUACUUUCUGAAGGCAUUGUAUUUAAGAUUUUAUAUUACAUUUGUUUUUAAAUAUGUGACUAGUAGUUUUGUUUGCCUUCUAGUUUUUUGCAGAGAAUCCCGUCUCAACCAAGCGCAAGAGCCUGAGCUCAACGGAGGGCAAACCCAGUAAGAAGCUGAAGACCUCGAACACCCCAGGAGGAGUGAAUUCGGGGAACGAGAAGAAGAAAAAGAAGGAUUCUCUCGGCAUGCCCCUGAGCCCUACAAUCUGGGGCCACAUGCAGGUUUGUCAAAUUUUAUGUAUGCUGAUGUAAUCUCAUUUGCAUAUAUUUUUAGCUGGCUUAGUGGUUUUAUAAAGAAUCUGAGUUCACCUGGAAUAGGACACAGGGUUUGAGAAUUUAAAUGUUGUUCAAUUGAAUUUGCAUAUUUAGUGUGUUGCAUUAGAUUGAUUCAAUAAUGCAUCCAUUUAUAUUUUAGAUGAAAAUGAAUGGCUCGCCUCUGAAGGUAAAGAAUUCCGGAACCCCCAAGAAAAGAGAGGGAGGGGCCUCUGUCCUCUCCUCUCCAAAAUCCAGCAAAAAACCUGGGGACAAGAAAUCUGCUGCUGGCAAAAAGACCCCCGGCAAGAGCAGUCAGAAGGCGUCCUCCAAAAAGGAUGAAAAGGGUGGGGGCGCUAAGAAGCCUAAGAUGAAGCAGAUGACCCUGUUGGACUUGGCCAAGAGCCCUCCCUCUGCCGGAAGCCCCAAGAAGAGAGCCCGGAGCACUGGCCCAGGGACCCCCAAACUGGGCAAGCCCCUGCACCCCAUGGCCCUGCACCUGCUGCGCUACUACAAGGAGAACAAGGGCAAGGAGGACAAGAGGAACGCCAUGUCCUGUCUCAUAUCCAAGGCGGCCAAGGCCCUCUCGCCUGAGGACCGGGGCCGGCUGCCCGAGGAGCUCCGUGACCUGGUCCUGAAGCGCUGGGAGCUGCUGGAGCACAAGAAGAAAUGGGCGGCCAUGAGCGAGGAGGAGAAGCAGGACGUGAUGAGGAAGAAACGUAAGGAGAUCAAGGAGAAGCUCCGGGAGAAGACCAAGGAGCGGCGGGAGAAGGAGCUGCAGGUGCGCCGAGAGCAGCAGCGCCGCUAUGAGGACCUGGAGAUCGAGGGCGGCAAGGCACUGCCUGUCUUCAAGCUGGUCGACAUGCCAGAGGGGCUGCCCAACUCCCUGUUCGGAGACGUGGCCAUGGUGGCAGACUUCCUCAACUGCUACGCGGGCCUGCUGAUGCCCGAUGACCAGUACCCGGUGACGGCAGUGGCCCUGAUGGAGGCUCUGGCCGGGGAGAAGGCAGGUUUCCUCUACCUGAACCGUGUGCUGGUGGUGCUGCUUCAGACCCUGCUGCAGGAUGAGCUGGCCGAGGGCUACAGCGAGCUGGACAUGCCCCUGUCGGAGAUCCCCCUCACGCUCCACUCUGUCUCUGAGCUGGUGCGCCUGUGUCUGCGGCCGUGCGACGCCCACGGCGAUGACUCGGGCCAGGGCUCUGGGGGGGAUGACUGGGGCCCCCUAGGGGGCUUCGACCAGGUGGUAAGCAGCGAGUUCCUCGAGCGGCUGGAGGCGGUGGAGGUGUUUGAGCUGACGUCGACAGAGAAGGCCAGCCUGCUGGUGGCACUGUGCCACCGCAUCCUCAUGACCUACUCGGUGGAGGACCAUGUGGACUCCAUGCAGCAGCGCUCGGCCGAGCUGUGGAAGGAGAGGCUGGCCUCGCUCAAGGAGGUCAACGACCGCAAGCGGGCUGAGAAGCAGCGGCGCAAGGAACAAGCCGAGGUCAAAGGCGAGGAGGCUGCCAAUGGCGAUACGCCGUCAGCCACCGCCAAGAUGGAGAAGAAGAAAGAGGGUAGUGCCAAGAAAGAGGUGAAGAAGGUGAAAGCAGAGCCGGUGGCCGCGGAGCCUGAAGACAUGAUCAGUACAGUGAAGAGUAGGAGGCUGAUGUCCAUCCAGGCCAAGAAGGAAAAGGAGGAGCAGGACAGACAGAACAAGGGUAAGGACAGCCGGAAGUGUUGUUGGUCAUUAGACUAUCACUAGUCAUAGAAAAAUAUUUCUUAACAAAGGCGUGAAUGAUGCAGCACCCCCCCAAUGCCAGAUCUCUAUGGCAAGAUGCAUCAUUCACUCAAGUUUAGUCAAAAUCGGGCCAUUGGUUUUUGAGAUCUCGUUGGUUAGCUAGACUCAUCCCUGAGCAUGUGUGCCAAAUAUCAUCACUCUGAGUCAAACAGAUUAAGAGAUAUAAACGUGUCCGUUAUAGCGCCACCGUGUGGUCGAUAUGAAUGUUCUUGCAUAUGUUGUCUUGACAAUGUUUGCAACCUGUGUACCUAAUGUUGUUACAAUAUGAAUGUCCUUUGUGCCAGACCACAUGAAAGUGUAUUGGUCAAUAGUCUGGAGAAGACUGCGUUGAGAGACCUUUGUCCAUGGAUGCCACAUACGAAGUUUUGUGCAGAUCGGUCAUUCGGUGCCAGAAGAGUAGUGUUUAAGUGUUUUUCACAAAUUCAAAAUGCCAGAAAUUCCAUCAUGACAGACCUUAUGAGUCCCUGAGGCAAAUAUGUUCCGUGUGAGGAGAGGGUCCUAUGUACCACAUUUCACGACUGUAGGUCAAACAGGGUGAGGGGCUUAACCUUUCAAAGUUUGCAUUUUCAAUCUCUUGUUACAGCGCCACCAUCUGACCAAUCAGUGUAAUUUUGUUAAUGCCAGAUCUCUAUGGUAAGACUCAUCAUUCACACAAGUUUAGUCAAAAUGGGGCCAAUGCGGUCUGAGAUUGUGUGACUAACGUACUAACAGACGGAGACAGAUCCACAGUCCUCUCCCCGAUUUCAUCGUGGGGGACAAUUAGAAAGGAUAAGAUAACCAUGGUUGAAUUUGAGCCAAACAAGGCUGAGUGUCCAUGAUUGCUUAGGUCAUUUAUGCAAUGGGAAUGCUCUGUUAUGAAUGAUGUGCCUAUAAAAAGUGUCACAGGCUCAAAUAAUUGUUUCUCUCCCCUCAGAGCGCAUGGAGAAGGAGGCGGAGGAGGAGCGUGUCCGCAAGCAGAAGGCUGCAGCAGAGAGGGCCUUCCAGGACGGCAUCGCCAAAGCCAAACUGGUGCUGAGGAGAAUCCCACUGGGAACUGAUCGAAACCAUAACAGGUCAGCCAGCAUGCACACUUCAAUGGUUCAGGUGUUUCAUUUAAAGUUGACUCUUGAUACAUGCACAUAAGUUGUAUGGUUUAGUGCAUGCAUCCUCAACGGUCCCAAGACAUUGGAUAUAUUAGAAAAUCGACAACUAUGUAAAAUGUAAACCGUUUUACCACAUAGUUGAUUUAAUGUCACUGUUGGUUUAUAUUACCGUCGGUAUUGACCAUCCAACUCUUUGUGUCUGUGUGUUAGGUACUGGCUGUUCUCUGAUGUGGUGCCUGGCCUGUACAUAGAGAAGGGCUGGGUGCACGACAGCAUUGACUACAGCUACACCCUCCCCCUGGAGGAGGCUGCAGCCGAGCCUGAGGACGAGGAGGCCACCAAAGAGGAGACUAAUGGUGAGAACACUGUCAUCACAGCUGAGAGUCUGCAAACCUUAGUACUAGUACAGCUUAUGCUCUUCACUAGCUAGGUAUAGUGCCUCAUGUCCCUGAAGAGUAAAGAAAUAUAAUUGAUAAAUAUAUCUAUGAGCAACAAUGAACUGGGCUCCCAGGAUGACAGAAAGGACAUGAUCAGUUGAAUAACAAAGCAAGCACUCUAUCAUGUAGGAACUAUCUUUAUGUGCAAUCAUGAAUCUAAAUACAACAUCAGGAGUGAAUCUGACGUAUGGUUCAUGAGGAUUUUGAGCAUUAGCGUUACAUAUGCAAAGAAUGAGUUGCUUAUAGUUUCCUUGUUUUAGAUAUCAAUCCCAAAUUCAGUGUGGUUCAUUUUAGGGACAUUCAUGAUAGCGACAACAAGUUUCAAGUUGAUAGACCACUGUGGAGUGGAUUUACAGUGGUUUAAAUGGACACAAGAUCUGAUUUGUCAAUAACUCAGCCAUAUUUUGACCAAACCCUUAGCUGUUUUUAAACUAAGGUAAGACAUGUACCAUGGGCCUACAUGUUAUUUGGUUAUUUGGUUCAUGAGAAGAUUUUUGAAGUAUUUUUUGCAUAUUACUGUAUGUGCUAAUAUGCAUCCACUGAUAUAGUGUGGCAAUCUUUGAAUACGUCAACAUUAUUUUCUUAAACUCUUUAGGGACUAUUGUGAUGAGUCAAAAUACUACAUUUGGAGUAAAUCUGACUUUUAGUCAAUGAGAAGAUUUUUUAAAAAUGAUUAUUUUGAGCAUUAGCGUUACAUAGUCAAAGUGAAUUGUUACUAGUUUCCUUAUUUUUUAACAUAUCAAUGCCAAACUUAGUUUCACGUUGAUAAGGCAUUGUGGAGUGGAUUUACAAAGGAUUUAAAUGAACACGUAAAAUCUGCUUUCCUUAUUUAUUAAUAAAUCAGCCAUCUCUUAAACCUACGGGUUCCCAAACUUUUUUGGCCAACGACCCCAUUUUUAUAUCUGAAAAUGUUGGACUCCAACCAUGUUGGGGGAAAAAGUAUGUAAUUAUUAACAGCCAAUGUUUAUUUUUUCCUUUGGGGAUAUGGCAGUCAAUUGAAAAACAUUCUAACAGUAUUUCUCAAAUCACCAUCACAUACUUUUAAUGUGGGGCUAUGACAGUCAAUUGCAAAUUAGUCUGACAUAAUGUAUCGCAUCGCACCACUACUAAUGAGAUGGGUGUGCUUGAUGCAUGUCGCAUCGGAGCUUUUCAAAGUCAGGGAGUGUGGUCGACAGUGUGCACCUCAUCUCUGCUCUCACAUCCAACCCGGAUCAAUGUUUGGUUUUAAUGCAGACGAGAGCACUUAAUCCAGCUUCACCCAUGAGUUUUAUGGUGCUUCAAGACAACUGGGAACUCAGAAAAAUAUGAGGUCAAAUCAUGACGUUAGUGAUCUUCAGUUCAGAAAGUCUGAGUUCUAGAAAGAGGCCCGAGCUCCCGAGUUGGAAUUCUGAGUAGGAUGACCGUUCAAAACUAUUUUUCCCAGUCGGAGCUCGUUUUUUCCGAUGUUCCCAGUUGUUUUGAACAUGGCAUUAAUGCUCAGGGGGAGACGGCAGGGUAUUCCCUUUGAGUCAGGAACCAAAACACCUGCAAGCUUGUGUUCAGUUCAUUCAGUUUCCCAAAUAUGUCCGUUACAUAAGCAAGGAUACACAUUUUAUUUUCAUUACACAGAAAGUCAACCAAGUCUUUUUGUAAAAAAAAAAAAAAUUGGGAACCCAUUGUGAAAGGCAACAGUUCCUCUCUCAAUGUGAAAAAUCUUUCCAACACUCUCCCUCGAUAACCACCAAGCCUCGGUAUGAAAUAGAACAUUGUCAUGCUCUGAUCCCAUAUCUCCACAUAGUUUUGCGAACAGGUGUGCGCACAGUGGAUUUGGUUUGUUUAGUUUAGAAUCUAAGUUACCUGCUGCAGUAUAUCUCUGAGUUCUGUGCUCGGCUUUUGUGCUGCCAGUUGCAUGUAUCAUACAUUGCGUCCGUAUGGCAGAGGGAGACGCAUUAAAACUAGAGUGCACAGGCCUGCCCGCCAUCCCACCAUAGAUUGAACCCCAUCAGUGCAAAAGCACAUCAUUCGAUCCCAUAUGGAAUCUGUUUUUCGUCAAUAUAGUGAUGCAGCACACUGAACAUCCCCUGUACCGUUUCAUGCUUGGGAAUCGUGAGAUAGAACAAUAUGUCCUCGUGAAUAGCAUCCAACAUGUAUAGUGAACAUAAGUCAAUGCAUGGGCAUCUCGACCCUCACAGCUAACGUCCAUUUGGAGAGCAUAAGCUGGGGUGUUUGAGUCGUUCAGUCAUUUUCCUCUUGAUUGCUAGCAAUAGCAUACAUUUUUCAAUUCUCCCGCGACCCCAUUUUUAUAUCCGGCAAGCCCUAGUUUGAGAACCGCUGUCUUAACCAAUCCCUUAGCUUUUCUCAAACUAAAUUACGGGGUUCGUACGUCAUGAAAAUCCUGGAAAAGUCAUGGAAUUUUUAAAUGUUUUCCAGGCCUGGAAAAGUUUGGAAAAUGAUACAAUUCGAAAGGUUUUGGAAAAGUCAUGGGAAUUAAUUUAAUAAUUUCACUUAAUGUAAUUUAUUUAGGCACUGUUAAAUAUUUUAUAAAUCAAAUUAAAAUCAACAUAUCAGCCAGGAUCAGAAUGACACUUUAGCGCGUCUGUUUGCGCGCAUCACUUGCAUGCCAGAGGAGUGGUCAGUUGCUCAAGGAAAGGGAGACGGUCAGACAUUGCAGCAGCAGGUAGGCCUAUAUAUAGCCUAUAAAAUAUGAUCGAGAACAGACUAAUAAUAGGUAGCCAAUUUAAAACAUAUUUACCCUGUAGUUAACUGUUUAGCUAUUAUUAGCAUGUAUGUUUUCGUCAUGUCCCAAAAAACUUUCCGCCAACACUUGCGAACAAGGCCAUACAAAGUUGAUUCAUUUAAACAAUUAUUGUUUAUAACAAGCGAUUCACUUCGCCAUUGUAUUAGUUGGGAUUUGGUUCAAUCACGAUGAAUCGAAUGUGAAUAAAAAUUAAAAUGUGUGAAUCGCAAACAGUAAUAUUAGGUGGAAAAAAAGAUUAGAUGUAGCCUUUCUUUUGGAUUAUGUGGCUUCAAAACUUUUGGAGAUACUUCCAGUUGAUUUGGGCAUCCAAUGUAUAGGACAUUGUAACUCAAUAAAUUCUAGUCAGCCUGCAAAGUAAACACUUCUAAGGUAUGACUAAACUAAAAAGGUAAAUUUACUGAAGAAAAUUUGUGGGCUUGCUUCAGCUGAAUAAAAAUAUUUGUAGCCUAACAUAGCCAUUUUUGAUCUUUGAUGUAUUAAAUUAGUGAAUUAUUUCAAAAGGCGUAACGUAUUUGGUUGCAAUGUUAUACAGGACAGCUAGUGGGUGUGUAGGCUUUUAUUCCAGUCCCCCUCUGUGUUUGAGCAGAGCUUGAUCAAAAGCCUGCACACCCAGAGUGUUGACCACGUGUUAUACAGUUGCCUAACUGGUAUUCUACUUUGUGGGGGGUUAAGUGCCUUGCACAACGACAGGAGAUGGUACAGAGAGCAGCCUCUGUGUCAAUACCACAUUACGCAUACUUUUGUUAUACGCACAUAGACUACGCUAACGGUUGGUCAUGGAAAUUUGGUUAAAAGUCAUGAAAUUCCAUCUGUCAAAAUGUGUAUGAACCCUGAAGUUAAGAGAGGCCUACGGACCUUAUGGGUCCUCGAAGCACGUUUGUUCAGCAUGUAAAAGACGCCUACAUACAAAGUUUAGUCUCUAGGUCAAACAGGGCGGCUGAUAUGAGGGUUUAAGUGACACCUCUUACAACAGUGCCACCUAUAGGCCAGUCAGUGCCAUUCUUUUUGACUACAUUACUCAUGGCCCUGUGGUUUCUGUGUGCCAACUUAGAAACCAAGUUACCAAUCUAUGCUUGAGUUAUUUGACCAUGUCAAAAACAUUUUUAGAAUUUGCUGUGAACCCCAAAAUAUAAUUUAUUGGUAUUAUUAGUUGUAGAUGGUUUUGUUGUAGUUGCAUCGUUAAACUUGGGUCGUAUUCAUUAGGGCACACCGUAGAAAAACGUAGUGCAACAGGAAAAACAUAUAAACUUAUUGGUCAAGUUCAGAUAGUCCCUCACUUUCUUCGGUUUUGUGCCUACUGAACACUACCCUGUUCUGUUGCUGGUCCUGCAGAUGUUGAGGAGGACGGUGGCAGUCUAGAUGGUGCUCUGAGCGAGGGAGCCCACCAGGGGGCACCAGCCGCUGUCUGCAUCGAGACCACCACUCCCAAUCAGGGACAGAACCUCUGGUAAGAAACUCACUAGCAGAGAAUGGUCAUUGGUUGACUUGAUAACUAAAACAAUUUGUGUGUCUUUCAAUAACAAUGUUGAAACAAUACUUACACCAGAGAGCAGAUUAUUAUAUUUGUGCUUGGACAUACUAUGUGUUUACACCAAGCUUGUGUUUGUUGUGUUGAAGGUUUGUGUGUGAUGCUCCACGGGACCUCGAUGACCUGGUGGAGAGUCUCCAUGCACAGGGUGUGAGAGAAAGCGAGCUGAAGACCAAGCUGCAAGUCAGGUGAGGAGACGUGAGCCUUACAUUCUACAAACCAUCCACGAAUUCACUCACUCACCCAAUGACUGCCUUGUGAGCGACUCCACACUUUUUAAAAGUUGUCCAAUUUAUGCAAAUAGCCCAGAGUUUUUCCUGGUUAGGUCACAUGGAUCAGGUAAGUGUGACUGACUGACUGGGUGUUGUACGCUGACAGGUACCAGGACAUCCUCCACUCUAUCAACCUGGCCCGCAAGGGGAACCCGGGGCUGAGGAGCUGCGAUGGCCACCAGGAGCUGCUCAAAUACCUGCGCAGCGACGUCAUCGAGGUGGCCUCGCGCCUCCAGAAGGGCGGCCUGGGCUACAUGGACGACAGCAUGGAUGAGUUUGAGAAGAAGGUAACUAUUUAUUCAUACAAUCAAUUCACAUGUUUUGAAUCAGGAGUUUAUCCUGAUCACUUAUCUGGUCAGGUCAUAUGGUCAGGAAAAACUAAUGGCCGUACACAUUAUUUUGUAUCUACCAACUUUUCAAGAGCUUCCUCAAUGCCCAUUUACCUGUAUUUUUCUUUGUGUGUUGCACAUUCAGCAAAGUAUGACAUCUGAAAUUGACCUUUCCCCUCUGACCCCUGUCUCUUUCUCUUUGUGUGUUCAGGUGCGUGACCUGGAGAACCUGAAGGACUUUGGGGAGUGUGUCAUCACCCUCCAGGCUUGCGUCAUCAAGAAGUUCCUGCAGGGCUUCAUGGCCCCCAAGCAGAAGAAGAAGAAGAAGCAGGAAGGGGAGGAGAGCAGGAAGACAGAGGAGGUGGAUGAGGAGAAGAAGCUGGCGGAGGAGGCCAGGGUGAGUAAUACCUAUUUUAGACAGAACAUGGUAUGUUACCUAUAAUAAAAACAAGGCAACCCCCUUUCAAACAGCCCCUUAUUUAUCACUUUCUUGCAAGUAUAACCCCUUUUAUACAUGUCAGUGUGUAAUUGGCAAUUUCGAUGGGGGGGGGUUAAACCAUGGGGCCUGUUUGCAAUUCAAAUUAGGAAGGUGUCAUUGAAUUUACCUGCAUAAAACAGAUCUAUUCUCACAGCCCAUUACCAGUUUUUUGGUUACAGGGUCUGAAAAUGAAGGUUUCAUGACUAGGUCUCGAGGUGGGUUGUAAUGUACCAUGUUUUUUUUUGGUUUUUUUUUACCCCCUACCCCUUUCAGAUAUAUACAAAAGAUGGUAUAAAGAAGAUGGUAUGGUAAAAAAGUGGGAUUUGUCUAUUUAUGAAAGGGGUAUUACUAAUGACUGAUCCAGAAUCCAAUGUUUCUUCUUCCUGCUAAUGGUUAAGAAUAGGAUUGAAGCUAGGGUAAUCUGAUCCUUGAUCUGGUUUUAAAGAGCUUAUUCUAUCCUAAGCUGUAUUUGAGUUUAAGGAGGACUGUCUUUUCAAAUCAAAUACAUGUUUAUUUAAAGUGCAUUUUAAACACAUACUUUUCUGUAAAAGUCUAUACAAUAAAAGAGAUUAAAAAAACAAAAGUCAAUAAUAGUAAUUUGUCUGCCGUGCAGGUGGCGACAGCAGUCGAGAAAUGGAAGACGGCGAUCCGCGAGGCCCAGACCUUUUCCCGGAUGCACGUGCUGCUGGGCAUGCUGGACGCCUGCAUCAAGUGGGACAUGUCGGCAGAGAACGCACGCUGCAAGGUCUGCCGCAAGAAAGGUGAGUGAUCCUCAAUGUCCUGGAGCUGUGUGAGGGAGUCCGAAAACUGAAGGGGGAAUUUAAAAUGGUGUCAAUGGAAAGCGCAUGCCAAUUGAUAAGAAACAAUUGCAGAAAUUAUCCUAAAAGUGGAUCUAAUUUUAACACUAAAGUCAAUUAGAUGUAGAAAAUAUACACUACCGUUCAAAAGUUUGUGGUCACUUAGAAAUGUCCUUCCAUUUUUGUCCAUUAAAAUAACAUCAAAUUGAUCAGAAAUACAGCCUCCCGAGUGGCGCAGUGGUCUAAGGCACUACAUCGCAGUGCUAGCUGUGCCACUAGAGAUCCUGGUUCGAGUCCAGGCUCUGUCGCAGCCGGCCGCGACCGGGAGACCCAUGGGGUGGCGCACAAUUGGCCCAGCACCGUCCACGGUAGGGGAGGGUUUGGCCGGCAGGGAUGUUCUUGUCCCAUCGCGCACUAGCGACUCCUGUGGCGUGCCGGGCGCAGUGCGCGCUGACUCGGUCGCCAGGUGUACAUUGUUUCCUCAUUGGUGAGGCUGGCUUCCGGGUUAAGCGGGCACUGUCUCAAGAAGCAGUUCGGUUGGGUUGUGUUUUGGGGGACGCACGGCUCUCGACCUUCGCCUCUCCCGUGUCCGUACGGGAGUUGCAGCGAUGGGACAAGACUGUAACUACCAAUCGGAUACCACGAAAUUGGGACAAAAAAGGGGGUAAAAUACCAAUAAUAUAUAUUGUGCUAACAUAAUUGCAAAAGGGUUUUCUAAUGAUCAAUUAGCCUUUUUAAAAUGAUAAACUUGUAUUAGCAAACACAACGUGCCAUUGGAACACAGGACUGAUGGUUGCUGAUAAUGGGCCUCUGUACGCCUAUGUAGAUAUUCCAUUAAAAAUCAGCCGUUUCCAGCUACAAUAGUCAUUUACAACAUUAACAAUGUCUACACUGUAUUUCGGAUCAAUUUUAUGUUCUUUUAAUGGACAGAAAUAGAUUUUCUUUCAAAAACAAGGACAUUUCUAAGUGACCCCAAACUUUUGAACGGUAGUGUAUAUGUACAGUGGGGAGAACAAGUAUUUGAUACACUGCCGAUUUUGAAGGUUUUCCUACUUACAAAGCAUGUAGAGGUCUGUAUUUUUAUCAUAGGUACACUUCAACUGUGAGAGACUGAAUCUAAAACAAAAAUCCAGAAAAUCACAUUGUAUGAUUUUUAAGUAAUGAAUUUACAUUUUAUUGCAUGACAUAAGUAUUUGAUAAAUCAGAAAAGCAGAACUUAAUAUUUGGUACAGAAACCUUUGUUUGCAAUUACAGAGAUCAUACAUUUCCUGUAGGUCUUGACCAGGUUUGCACACACUGCAGCAGGGAUUUUGGCCCACUCCUCCAUACAGACCUUCUCCAGAUCCUUCAGGUUUCAGGGCUGUCGCUGGGCAAUACGGACUUUCAGCUCCCUCCAAAGAUUUUCGAUUCGGUUCAGGUUUGGAGACUGGCUAGGCCACUCCAGGACCUUGAGAUGCUUCUUACGGAGCCACUCCUUAGUUGCCCUGGCUGUGUGUUUCGGGUCGUUGUCAUGCUGGAAGACCCAGCCACCACCCAUCUUCAAUGCUCUUACUGAGGGAAGGAGGUUGUUGGCCAAGAUCUCGCGAUACAUGGCCCCAUCCAUCCUCCCCUCAAUACGGUGCAGUCAUCCAGUCCCCUUUGCAGAAAAGCAUCCCCAAAGAAUGAUGUUUACACCUCCAUGCUUCACGGUUGGGAUGGUGUUCUUGGGGUUGUACUCAUCCUUCUUCCUCCAAACACGGCGAGUGGAGUUAAGACCAAAAAGCGCUAUUUUUGUCUCAUCAGAGCACAUGACCUUCUCCCAUUCCUCCUCUGGAUCAUCCAGAUGGUCAUUGGCAAACUUCAGACGGGCCUGGACAUGCGCUGGCUUGAGCAGGGGGACCUUGCGUGCGCUGCAGGUUUUUAAUCCAUGACGGCGUAGUGUGUUACUAAUGGUUUUCUUUGAGACUGUGGUCCCAGCUCUCUUCAGGUCAUUGACCAGGUCCUGCCGUGUAGUUCUGGGCUGAUCCCUCACCUUCCUCAUGAUCAUUGAUGCCCCACGAGGUGAGAUCUUGCAUGGAGCCCCAGACCGAAGGUGAUUGACCGUCAUCUUGAACUUCUUCCAUUUUCUAAUAAUUGCGCCAACAGUUGUUGCCUUCUCACCAAGCUGCUUGCCUAUUGUCCUGUAGGCCAUCCCAGCCUUGUGCAGGUCUACAAUUUUAUCCCUGAUGUCCUUACACAGCUCUCUGGUCUUGGCCAUUGUGGAGAGGUUGGCGUCUGUUUGUUUGAGUGUGUGGACAGGUGUCUUUUAUAAUAAUAUGCCAUUUAGCAGACGCUUUUAUCCAAAGCGACUUACAGUCAUGCGUGCAUACAUUUUUUUUUUUUUUUUUUGUGUAUGGGUGGUCCCGGGGAUCGAACCCACUACCCUGGCGUUACAAGCGCCGUGCUCUACCAGCUGAGCUACAGAUGUAACUUGUUCAAACAGGUGCAGUUAAUACAGGUAAUGAGUGGAGAACAGGAGGGCUUCUUAAAUAAAAACUAACAGGUCUGUGAGAGCCGGAAUUCUUACUGGUUGGUAGGUGAUCAAAUACUUAUGUCAUGCAAUAAAAUGCUAAUUAAUUACUUAAAAAUCAUACAAUGUGAUUUUCUGGAUUUUUGUUUUAGAUUCAGUCUCUCACAGUUGAAGUGUACCUAUGAUAAAAAUACAGACCUCUACAUGCUUUGGAAUUAGGAAAACCUGCAAAAUCGGCAAUGUAUCAAAUACUUAUUCUCCCCACUGUAUGUUGUGCUGAAAUCUAUCAUUAGGUGGCGGUAGAGCACCGUGCCCCAAAGUUUCGUCAAGAAAACCUUUCACAGUAUUGAGUCUACACCAGAGUUUCCCAAACUCGGUCCUAGGGCCCCCCGGGUGCAAGUUUGGGGUUUUGCCCUAGCACUACACAGCUGAUUCAAAUAAUCUAAGCUUGAUGGUGGGGGGGGCAGGACAGAGUUUGGGAAACCUGAUCUACACUACAGCAUUUGACUGUCAUUUUCUGCCUGUUGGAGAUGAUCCGCCUGAGCAAGGUGCUGUGAAGACUCAGCGAUCCACAAAUCAUCUUGCAUUCCAAACAACUUGCCACUAAAGCAGGGGUGUCAAACAAGGCCCGCGAGCCCAUCAAAUCUGGCCCGCGAGGUGGUUUGAGUAAAUUUUUUUAUUAACAAACCUUUCAGUGGAAAUACGAUCUUAAUCGACAUUGAAAUGACUAAAACUAAAUUGAAACUGUAGAAAUAAUCACCUACAUUUAGUCUCUUUUUAAAAUAAAUAUUUUAUUGUCACAUACACCCAAUAGGUGCAGUGAAAUGUGUUGUUUUGCUCAGUGCAGCUUGCUACAGUCAUCAAAAUCAAAGCUAGAUAGUUGGGGAGCAUAGAAAACUCAGAAAGCGAUGGAUAGAGGACAAUAUUUUUCACAUUUUGGCCUUUGAGUCAGACCUCUCGAACAGGCAGAAAUGCAUAAUUAAUAUAAUAGAAUCUUUGAAUGACUGAAGUGAAGUUGCUAAGAGAAGUUAUUAUCAGCUAUGUGUUGAGCUUUGCUCUAGUAAAUGUAUUACCUUGAUUUAACCAGUUAUGUUAUUGGAACACAUUCUCUUCCAAUAACAACCUGUACUCUCUCCAGGGACAGGGCUGAUGCCACCUGUCCUCGUGCUGCGGGACAUGGUUAGUCCCAGGCAGGGCAGGGGGACGAGCCCAGAGCAGGGACAGGGUAGUGUCAGACAGGUGCAGGUGUACCACACACUGCCACACAGCCACACUACAGGUGAACUAGCAGUAGGAUACUACAGUAUAAGGUCCUGUAUAAGUAUUGAAGUAAUAUAAGCACCAAUUAGUAGAAGUACAAUACGCAAGGUCCUGUAUGAAAAUACACCGCUCCCUCCUAUCCAUGUAGCAGAUCUGACAUUAGCAGAGUUGGUGUAGUGGAAACCUACCCAGUGAUUUCAGGUCAGCCAUGACUUGUAGCCUUAUCUUGAACUACAAAUAUUUGGAAAUGACAGAUUAUAUAGGUUAUAAAUGAUUUUGAUGAAUGCUUGUUUUAGUAGAUCUAAUGGGUGAGCUAAUGAGUGAAACAAAAGUCACUCUGGGACCCUUCUCCCUGGGGUUUUGACCAGCUGUCUCAUUGUAAACGGAGCCCUAGCCAAAUGACCCUGGAUGUCUUGGGGCAGCUCCUUGGCUCAAUCCCAUAUCAUCCCCUACUCCCUAGCCCUUUUGUGUACCACUCAGGGUUUUUUUCCUCACACCUGUCCCUGUCAAAAUAGUUCCUACACCUCUAAUCAUUAACCACCUCUGGCCCUAACUUGUAGCUGUGGGUCCUGGGCUGUGAAGGAUGCAGCGCGGGCGUUGUUCGAUUUCUCAGUUGUAGCUUUUGCACGCGCAGUCCGUUCAGAGAGGGUUCUCCUUAUUUAAUAUUUUACAUGAAUAACUUUUGCUGGUCUUAAUGACUUCACACAUUUCAUUGUCUUGAGUUAAUGACUACUUACUGAGUCUGUUUGUGAUGAUCUCUCCUCUCCCCUCCAUCCUUUCUUCAGGUGAGGAUGACAAGCUCAUCCUGUGUGACGAGUGCAACAAGGCCUUCCACCUGUUCUGUCUGCGCCCCGCCCUCUACCGCAUCCCUCAAGGGGAGUGGCUGUGCCCCGCCUGCCAGCCCGCCGUGCAAAGACGCUGCUCCCGCGAAAGGUAGGGGUCACACAAUAACACACAUCACCUCACUGGAGGAUUAAAUACUUAGCUGUGUCUACACUUUCUGGUUCGUCGUCAAACACGACGAGCAAGCCGUUUCAAUCUAAAGAUGGUGCUGUAUAAGCCACUUGGAAAAUACUCUAGUGUUUUAUUAUUUUGACUCCACUGAUGAGCCUCCCAAAAUCAUACAAUUCUGUUCCAUGUUUCAGAUGUUCUUCCAAACCUACAGCGUGUAAAGAAAGAAGCGGGUUUUGCUAGAACACUGGUUAUGUGGUUGUUGGGUACCAAUUGGAUGAACGCUCUUUAACAUAGAAUGCUAAUGGCUACUUGUUGUUCCAGAAACUACAACGAGGACACUGAGGAAGAGGAGGAUUCUGAGGAUGAAGCGGAGUCUGAAUCUGAGGACUCUGAUGAAGAGGACGAGGAGGAUAAGGAUUACAAGGCCAUGGGCCACAGCUGUGAGUAUUAUUGACUCCUGUAGGGACCCUUACUUACCAUAACCCAAUGUAACAGUACUGACGAGAGCAGGGUGGCCAACGUGCAGGGUUUUGUUCCAGCCUAGUGUCUAUCAUAAGUAUUCACCCCCUUGGUGACAUUUUCUUUUUAAAACAAUUUUUUACAAUUUAGUGGGAGUCUUGCCAAUAGAUUUUCAAGCAGAUUUAAGUCAAAACUGUAACUUGGCCACUAAGGAACAUUCACUGUCUUCUUGGUAAGAAACGCCAGUGUAGAUUUGGCUGUGUGUUGUAGGUUAUUGUCCUGCUGAAAGGUGAAUUUCUCUCCCAGUGUCUGGUGUAAAGCAGACUGAAGAAGGUUUUCCUUUAGGAUUUUGCCUGGUCUUAGCUCCAUCCCGUUUUGUUUUUAUCCUGAAAAACUCCCCAGUCUUUGCGGAUGUCAAGCAUACCCAUACCAUGACGCAACCACCACCAUGCUUGAAAAUAAGGAGGCGGUUACUCAAUGACGUGUUUGAUUUGCCCCAAACAUGAGGCUUUUCAUUUAGGCCAAACUUUGUAUUCCUUUGCUGUGAUAAAAGGAAGCAUGUUUUGGAAUAUUUGUAUUAUGUAUAUUUGUAUUAUUUUCACUCUGUCAUUUUGGUCUUUAUUGUGGAGUCACUACGAUGUUGAUCCAUCUUCAGUUUUCUCCCAUCACCUACUGUCUCAUGGUGGCAUCCCUGAGCAGUUUCCUUCCUGUCCUUCAGCUCAGUUCAGAAGGACGACUGUAUCUUUGUGUCUGGGUGGUUUAAUACAUCAUCCACAGCAUAAUUAUUAACUUGACCAUGCUUAAAGAUAUAUUUUAAUGUCUGAUUUGUUAUUGUUACCCAUUUACCUACCAAUCACUGCCCAUCUUUGAGGCUACUGAAAUGCUCCCUGGUUUUUGUAGUUGAAUCUGUGCUUGAAAUGUAAUACUUGACUGAGGGACCUUACAGAAAGUAUAUUCACACCCCUUGACCUCUUCCACAUUUAGUUAUUUUCACUUUGAUAUUAUGGAGUAUUUUGUGUAGAUCAAUGACAAAUUCACAAUGAAAUAUAUUUCAAUCCCAACUCAUACUUAUCUAUGAUACCCACUGUAUAUUUAUUGAAUUGGGUAUAAGUGCUGACCCAGAAGCCCUUACACUCUGAAGUGAGUUUCUCCUAUCCUGACCAGCAGACCAGGGAAAACUCUGAACAGCUUGAACAAUGGACACUUUUCCAUUUCACGGGUGCAGAGGGGGAUGGGGAUGACAGAAAUGUGGUGCAGUAUUCGGAGCCCAUUCUCUUCCUCCUUCAUUGUCUGAGUGUUGUCCCCCCUUUUUUGAUCUGGCGGGCUUUUCACCCCCGGCUUGGCUGACAGUAUGUGGCAGAGUGAUCCUCUGAUUUUUGGCCUGCACGUAAGGUAACCAUACACAAUUGGGUUUGGAAGAGAGUGGUGGUUGGUGGUUAUAGUACUGCAAUAACAUUGCAAACCAAACAGAGAGGAUACGGCUUAGUGCAUUUUGAGGUCUUGUGACUAGACAUGGCUCCCUCCCUCUGAGAAGUUGGGCUUGUUGAUGAACCUAGUAGAACGGAGGAGAUCUGUUUUAAGAUGUCUAUUGAGAGAUUUAAAAAAGAAUCUGAAUGUUAACAUUUUACUUGUGAUUAUAGCUUCAUCACUAUUCUUAGUUCAUACAGGUACAACAAAUGGGGCUGACUGAAAUGUUUUCCUGAUGGUCUGUGUAUUUACCUAGACUCUUCUGCUUCCCAGUGAGAUCAAGGAAGAAGACCAAGCACUCUAAAGCAUCGAAGGCGUCUAGUAAGGGUGGCUCUAAGAAGCACUCUCCCCCCAGUAAACCCAGUAAACCGAGGGCCGCCCCUAGCAGCCCUGCAGAAAUCGACGAGAUGGUGAGAACACGCAUGGUUAGAAAGACUUUGGUCUGGUGACUCAAAGACACACUGGUGCAAGCCAGCUUCUAUGCAGAUCAUUUGACCCCUUCCCAACACUAAUAUGGUGUGUUUGGUUUGCUGCAGGUGCGUCAGAGCUCAAAGACAGGUGUGCGUCGGCAGGCCCUGGAGCUGGAGAGGAGUGAGGAGAUCCUGCAGAAACUGGUCAAAUUCCGCUACAGCUGGCCGUUCAGGUGAGACUGAUGCACUACUAGUCUCUUAGUUAGACUGGCAUGCAGUGAAACAUUUGUGAAGCUGGGAAAUGCCUCCUGAAAGUGUUUCAACUAUGGCUUGACUGGCACAACUAACUUUGGACAGAGUCCCAUCUCAAUGUAACAACAUACAUUGACACAAACUAUAUAGAUAUCAGACAGUUGAUUAGAUGUUCAAUGUAGGUGUCCAUGUGAAUUCCAUGGCAAUGGUAACAAGCUAACUAGAUUUGAGACAGUAGACCUGACCCCUAACCUCGCCGUCCUCUCUCCAGAGAGCCGGUGUCAGUAGAGGAGGCGGAGGACUACUUUGACAUCAUCUCCAGCCCCAUGGACUUCCAGACCAUGCAGGCCAAGUUCAGCGAGGGCCAGUACCGGCACGCCCAGGACUUCCUGGAGGACGUCAAGCUGGUGUUCUCCAACGCAGAGGAGUACAACCAGCCGGGCAGCUCGGUGCUCUCCUGCAUGGCCAAGACGGAGCAGUGCUUCACCGAGCUGCUCCACAAGCUGCUGCCCGGCCUCAGCUACCUGCGCCGCCGCCAGCGGAAGAGAGUCAGUCGGACCCCUCAGGUCUCGGAGGAUGAAGAGGAGGAGGAGGAAGAAGAGGAGGAGACGCCGAAGGGUCGGAAGAUGCAGAAUGCGAAAGGCAAGGUGGGUCGGCCCAGGAAAGCAGUGGUGGAGCAGAGGAGGAAAGGAAGGAGAAAGGAAGAGGAGGAGAGCGAGGAAGAAGGCGGAGCAAAGAGGAAGAGCAAGCGGGCGGUGGCCACGUCCAGCCGGAGGGACUACCGGGAGCAGGAGAGCGAUGGCGAGGAGUGCGACAACCGGAGAACUGGGCAGCGGGGGGGCGAUGGCGGGGAUAGUGACGAGGAGAACCGGGCCAGCCACCGACAUUCCAAGCGGCAAAAACGCUCAUAA
Messenger RNA from Coregonus sp. 'balchen', 24892 nucleotides. The record is from the annotation of a GenBank genome assembly. NCBI's taxonomy places the organism in Eukaryota, Metazoa, Chordata, Actinopteri, Salmoniformes, Salmonidae.